UUCCUUCUGUGCGGACGGUUAUGCGCUCUUUAGGGUCGCAGCAGCAGCAACUCAAUCGAAAUCCCUCUAUGUAACAUUCAGCUCUCGUAACUGUAAAGCGUGUUUUUGUGUGCCGCUAACGCGAAUUGUUUACGUCUUUACGCUUACGUUGACGUGUAGUACGUUAAGCGAAACAACGUUAUAAAACGAUUUGACACGAAAUGUUGCUCGUCGCAUUGUUCACGCCGUUCUCGUUGUCGUUGUCGUUGCCGUUGUCGUUGUCGUUGUCGAUGUCAGUGUUGCCAUCAAUUGUCAGCUUCUGGCAGCCCUCGCAAAAGUUUUGAACGCAUCAAGAGAAAGUUUUGCCCGUGCAAUUGUCGUGUGCAACCGGAACCCGUUACUCAACAUCAACUUGCAACGUGUGUGUUUGCCUCUGUGUCUCAGUGUGUGUGUGUGUGUGCUUAAUUUGAUAGAUUUAUCGAAAGUUGGCUCCGAACAUGCGACCGCGACCACGACAACGACCACGCCCCCAGUGGCCUCAUGCCAAUGGGCGUUUAGCCGCCAUCGCUCUCAUUAUCAACGCCGUAUCUGUUGUUGUGCUGCUAAUGAUGACUGCAUCGCCCACUCUGGCCGAGAUACCUUCAAAGGGCAAACACUCUCGCGUGGAUACACAGCAAACGGCACAGGAAGAAGCCGACAUGCCACGUUUCGCUGAACCCAUUGCCAAUGUCACCGUGUCCAUUGGACGAGACGCUCUACUUGCUUGCGUCGUGGAGAACCUCAAGGGCUACAAGGUGGCCUGGGUGCGUGUGGAUACUCAGACGAUACUUUCCAUACAUCACAAUGUUAUUUCGCAAAAUAACCGCAUAAGUUUGACCUACAAUGAUCAUCGAUCGUGGUAUUUACACAUUAAAGAGGUUGAAGAAACUGAUCGCGGCUGGUACAUGUGCCAGGUUAAUACGGAUCCCAUGCGUUCGAGAAAGGGCUACCUUCAGGUGGUGGUGCCGCCGAUGAUUGUCGAGGGCAUGACCAGCAACGAUAUGGUAGUGAGAGAGGGUCAGAAUGUCUCAUUGAUGUGCAAGGCGCGUGGCUAUCCCGAGCCCUACGUCAUGUGGCGCCGAGAGGAUGGCGAGGAAAUGCUAAUUGGCGGAGAGCACGUGAAUGUUGUCGAUGGAGAGCUGCUACACAUUACCAAAGUGAGUCGACUCCAUAUGGCGGCUUAUCUCUGCGUGGCAUCCAACGGGGUCCCGCCGUCGAUUAGCAAACGGGUUCACUUGCGUGUCCAAUUUCCGCCAAUGCUUUCGAUACCAAAUCAAUUGGAAGGCGCAUAUGUCGGUCAGGAUGUGAUGCUCGAAUGUCAUACGGAGGCGUAUCCAGCAUCAAUUAACUAUUGGACCACCGAACGCGGCGAUAUGAUAAUUUCAGACACUUCACGGGCUGGCGAUAAAUACGAGACCACAUCAACCAUCAGCGGUUAUACAAAAUAUAUGAAGUUAAAAAUUCGCGCCGUUGGACCAAAUGAUUUUGGCACCUAUCGCUGUGUGGCAAAAAAUUCGCUGGGCGAAACCGAUGGCAACAUUAAGCUUGACGAAAUGCCAACACCAACGACUGCAAUUAUCUCGGAAAUGGCCAUGUUGAAUCGAAGUUAUGAUGGCAAGAGACGUCAUAGAAAUAAAUUUGAGUCAGCCAACGCUUUGCCUGAUUACGGGGUUGAGGAGUGGCGUGACGGUGCUCAAGGCAACCAUCAUGCUGGCAACACUGGCGAUAACAAUCAAACGCCCGUGCGUAAUCCGCCCGGAGCAUUUCACAAUUCUGCAGGCUCACUGGCACAGCAUAAUCUACUUGGUAAAAUAAUGCGCGGCAUUAAAACGCAAUCAUUUGGGAUUUUCAAACGUUUAUCGAGUUAUUUGCCAGCGGCGCUGCUAGCGUCGCUGCCGCUGUCGCCGCAGUCGCCAUCGCUGCCAAGUCGGUGGCGUAUGAGUAAUAUGAAAAACCAGGCCCAGCCACAGUAUUCACCGGAGACUGUUGUCAACGCGCAGCCAACAAACAUAACCAACAAGAACAACAACAGCACCUGCCAAAGGACCAGCAACACAAGCACAACGAGCAGCCGUAAUAAAUGGGCGUGGCAUCGAGAGCAACGCCAAUUUCACAUUGCUCAUACGCCGCGUGUGGCGUCAACGCAAAAGCAAUGCCAUUGGCCGAUGCUCAUUUGCAUAGUAAUAUUAGCUAGCAAUUUUGUAGCCACCGAUGUUAUGCCAAAGUUGCUGUCGUCGUUGCUGCUGUUGUCGUUGUUGCUACUAUUGCUGCAUUUUAUCGGCAGCCACAUCGCAUUUUCUAUUAGUGCGACGCAUAGGCAACAUUUAAUGUUAACAUUUUGGGCCGUCGGUAAUAAGCUUGCCGUAUUCUUGCCGCAAAUUUAUACAGCGACAGCAACAACAACAACGCUAACAGCAGCCACAACAGCAGCAGCAGCCAACGCAAAUACAUUCACUGUGCUCUGCUUCCAAACGUAUUCAAGAUGAAAUCAAAUAAUUGCAAAAAACUCAUUUAGGGCACAACAACAGCAGCAACAGCAGAGCAAGAGCAGCGACACGACGAGCAUUGGAAAAGAAAAUCAAACUUAGACGAGUAAGAAACACAUUCGAAAUAGCAACAGAAAUAUUAAUAGAAACAAACUCAAUAUACUUGUAGUGUGGUAAGAUUUCCCCCAUAUCGUACAUGAUUAAUGUAGAUAUAUUUAUGCAAGAGCGUAAAAUGAAAAUCCUCCAACAAUCUAUGUUAUUCUAAUCUGUUUUCCAUUCAUUCCAUCUCUCACCAUUAAUUAAGUAAAUAGUCAGCGCAAUUGGCAUAACAACUUUUCCCUCUUUUUUUUUAAUUGCCAAUCAGACAACUCAAUGGGUGAAAAAUGGUUUUCAUGUAAUUUUCUAAGUGCAUUCACAUCAUGUUAGGUUAAUUAAGAAGUUGAGAGUAAUGUUCAAUUUAAUCGAUUUUCAAUGCAUUUAAAUUAAGUUCAAAGCAAACGAAAGUCUCUUUUGAACCACAAUUUGUUAUUAUUCAGAACGUUAAGAAAUAAAUGAAAUACAAUUUUUUUAAAAUUCGAAAAAUAUUUACAUAUUUUAAACAUUAAAGCUUCAUGAUAUUUGCAAUUACUUUCGUUGUUUUUUCACCAAUCUUAUUCAUAAACUGACCGACGUAAAUUUGCUGCUGAAAUAUUUAAUAAAUUGUUGUUUGCCCAGCAAACAUUUAAUUUUCCAAAUCAAUAUCAAAUAUGCGAGCAAAAUGUUUAUAGUAAUGAAAUAUGCAUGAGGACAACAAACAAAUAAAAAACAAAAACUGUAAUUUAUGAAUGGGAUACUUUACUUAUGCAAGUCGAGCAAAAACACAUUGGAACAUAAAAAAUUAUUGUAAAAAAAGUUAAAGGAAAAAUAUAUACAAACAAAAGAAAAGAAAUUAAGAAAAACUGUUAAUCAAGUUUACAUUUAGAUGAACAUAUAACGUAUAAAAAACACACAAACACACAUAUAAUUAGCGAAUUUACAUAGUAAAUUUAGCGUUAAAAUAAAUAAUGCGUAUAUACAAAAGCGAAAUAGCAUUAUUACUUAGUCAAAUAUUAGCUAGCGAUACGAUAUAUGUUGAUCAAUAUUAUAUACGUUAAAUACAA
Drosophila nasuta is the source of this 3643-nucleotide messenger RNA. It is a transcript of the gene DIP-kappa, whose product is annotated as Dpr-interacting protein kappa. The transcript is spliced from 13 exons. The record is from RefSeq and is a predicted model, not a curated record. Gene Ontology annotation, cellular component: neuron projection. NCBI's taxonomy places the organism in Eukaryota, Metazoa, Arthropoda, Insecta, Diptera, Drosophilidae. The coding region runs from base 477 to 2504 and encodes 675 amino acids.